UUUGUUUUUUAAACAAUUAACUAUUAUCAUCAUGUUCAAAUAAAUUCACCAUUAUUUAGGCACUAGCAUUGGAUUCAACUGAUCUUCAAUAGCGAUAACUUUUGAGAUUCUUAAAGAGGUUACUAGCGGCAGUAUACGUCGUGUGUGUGUGUUUAAAGUUUCAUAUUUGAAUGCAUCUACAACAUAGGAACAGCUCGUUCUUCUCAUGGAUCAAUAUCCCCACAUCCUUGAAACCGCACAGCAGUCACACUAACGAUGACAUAUUAACACGUCUGUAGGGAGAAAAAGGACAAAUGGCUCCUACAAAUGGUACUGAGAUGUAGGCAAUCAACAGUGAAAAGAACAUUACUAUGGGCAAGCAUGCUCUACAACUGACAGUUCUUGAAUCUACUAAGAAGAAAAUUGUCUGCGGAAAAUGGCAACGUUACCACGAUCCUACCCAACAAGAGAACUUUCUCGGACACCAUCGCAUUUCCAUAGAGAUGUGGAGGCCCGACGGACGAUGCCGGCGAGCCUGCCCACAAGGUCUACGGCGACCUCCCCAACGGGAUCGAUAAAGGGCAAGUUUUUCCGGUUGGGCAGCAAAAAGAAGGACAAGAAAAGGGAGAUCCAGCAGCUGUCCGAGGAGAACCAGGGGCUGAAAAUAAAGCUGGAAAUCGCCGACAGGAUCAACGGAGAGUUGGUUGAACGCAUGAUAAAACUGGUGAAAGAGAAUCCCUUUAAAGACUUUAUAGAGAUACAUGACGGAAACGUGCACAUCGGGGACAUCAACAAUACCUACACGACUGUAGAAGUAGAGGGCGUCCUGGAGGGUGUUGAGAACCUCACGGACAAACUGACGGCUGCCGUGAACGAGAACACGGCAGCCAGGUCUCUAGCUGAGAGCAAACUCCGAAAUGCCGAGGUUCAACUGAAGGAAAUAAAAUCUUCGCUAGAGACUUGCAAAAUCAUGCUGGCAAAGCUAGAUAACAAGACUGUGAAGAACAUGGGGAACAUCAAGUCGCUGCUGGAGGGUCUGUGCAAUGACCGGUCUGACGAGGCUGUCUUAAAGGAAGGGGUGAAGGCGCUAUGGGGUUACUUGUUCGGCAAGAAACAGAAGGUUACCGUGCCCGCCUCUGUUAAACUAGCCGUUAAUAGAAUCAUAGACACGUUUGCUUUCACAAAUUGGUAUGAGUUUGCACGUUUCCUGAACGUUGAUGCAUCCUCAAUAGAUCAAGACUUUGCUGUUGAAGACGAAGACGAUAUUGUCGAUAUCUGUGUGACUAUUCUUGGUCACUGGAUCAAACUGACAAACGACAGUAACGGCGAGCAGUUGUAUAACCUAGUGCUCCAGUAUGAGCAGGAAAGGCGCACAGAAAAGACGAACACAUAUCAGAAAGACAGCCUUUCUAGCGCAAAAGUUUCCUGCAGAAUGUCCAACCGGCCAAGCUCUGAUGGAGCGGGCGGUCUGACCGGGGUACCCAGCGGAAAUAACACAAGGCGAUGGGCAGACCCUGACAAGACAUCGCAGUUUAUGCACUUCCUGGAGUCCAUGAAGUCCCAAGUAUCCAUGGAACAGACACUGUCGGACAUGCAUAGAAUGGUGAAAGACAUCCAUGGGACAAUUUGUACUGACACCGAAACACCACCCAGCCCAAGAGAGUCAAGAAGUGAACCGCUAAUUGCAGAAGUCUAGCCGCCAAACGUUAUCCGUUUUGUUGAAGUAUUCUCAUUGUUGUUAGUAAUACAUUUAAAAGAGUUUUCACUCAAACAUCAGAAGGGAAUGCCUCUCUGACAUAUAUUUAUCAUGACGUUUGAGAAGUGAAUAGUUUUGAAAAAUGUGAUGUUAUGGUGCUAUAGAGACAUGUGCAAAGUGAUUAUGUAUUUCAAUUUCAUCAUUAACGUUAUGUUUUUUGUGAUAUAUCCAUGCAUUUGUUGAAUUGCUCAUCGAUCAUAAUCAGAUUUAUAUUCUACAGUGGUAUUACUUACCGUCUUUUAUGCUCAGUAUAUGAAGGUAUUAUUUACAGAUAGCGAACACUUAUAUAAAAAUAUAUUAUAUUAAUAUAUGCACAACUUUGUUUAUGUUCUAACUGUUCUAUCUUUAAAUAAAAUUGCAUGUUAUACUAUUAUCAGGAUAGCGCGUUUCGUCAAAGGUUCUUUAUUGUUACCUGGACAGUGUUCAUUGACAGCUAAUGAUUUUUUUCGUUGAACAUAGUGUAGAUGAUGUAUUUUCAACUAGUUUUGCGUGAAACACAUUCCUCCAUGCUUAAUGUAUUUGACGUUACCUUCAAGACCAUAUAUUUACACUUCAACUUCCAUAUCUAAAAUGAACUGCCUUUCGUCAAUUCCGAAUAUUUUCCGACACGCAACAUCUUCGGAUCGCGAAUUAUGGCAUAACAAUAUACAUGUAAAUUGAAAAUUGUUUGUCUUGUUUAUUGUGUAUUGUGUCUUCAGGCCCCGAACAACCUAAAUAAACAUGUUAAAG
Molecule: messenger RNA, 2464 nt
Organism: Mya arenaria
Lineage: Eukaryota; Metazoa; Mollusca; Bivalvia; Myida; Myidae
Exons: 7
Coding region: 416-1675 (419 amino acids)
Source: RefSeq, a predicted model, not a curated record